Messenger RNA from Phragmites australis (common reed), 747 nucleotides. RefSeq lists its product as uncharacterized. The transcript is spliced from 3 exons. The record is from RefSeq and is a predicted model, not a curated record. The coding region runs from base 104 to 391 and encodes 95 amino acids. NCBI's taxonomy places the organism in Eukaryota, Viridiplantae, Streptophyta, Magnoliopsida, Poales, Poaceae.
UAGCUCUCACACUCUAUUACUCCACUAUACCUGCAGUAUAAACUGUAGAGGCAAGGAGAUCGAGCAAGAAGAAGAUCGUGUGCUGACUGGUCGAGCUAGAGCAAUGGCGAAGCCGCAGCAGGAGGUGUACUUCGUGUUCAUGAACUUUGACCCCGUGUACGAGCGCCUCAGAGCCGAUCGGUCCAAGGAGGGGUCGGCCACGCUGGACGCGUACCUGAGCCAGAAGCACGACAAGCUGCUCGCCAAGCUCCUCCAUCCCGAUUCAUACCGGAAGAGGUCGUCACUCGCCAUCGUCGAUGGCUUCGCCGUCGAGAUAACUGAUGCUCAGGCAAGCAUGCUGAGAUCGGCGAAGGAGGUGAGGGUGGUGGAGAAGAACCAGGAGCUCGCUUGAUCAGUCAAAAGGACCAGAUUUAUUAUUAUAUAUAUAGCUAUGGCUAUGCAGCUAUAUGAGUGUAGUUUACUAAGGUACAGGAGAGUGUUGCGUUGAUCCUAGCUAGUCAAUCGCCUUUGCGCGUGUGUUGAUGUGUGAACUCCCAAGGCUUAGUUGACUCUCAAGUCAAACUUAGCUUCUGCUAGCUAGCUACUAAGUAGUAGUAAAAUAUAUAUACUAGUUCUUAGGGUUUGAUGAUCAGCUAGAGGAUCGACGACUUUAAGAUUGAACCCUGUAAUGGCUUUGAUUAAUUAGUCCAAAAGCUCUCUAUGUAUGUAUGUAUGUAUGUAUGUAUGUACUCCUACCUUUCUGUCAAA